AUGUCCCAGACAUGUCCAUCCCCUCCGUCUGACCCCCGCGCCGAGGAGCCGCUGACAGAUGGCAGCAGCUCUCCUCCUUCCAUCCUGAGGAAACGGCCGCCCGUGGACCACGCCGUGGGGGAAAAGCGGAAAGCGGAGAGAAGGGUUCGUUUUCGUGAGCCAGAAGAAGUCAUCGAACGUGCCAUUCCCUGCUGUGACUGCGCCAUGGCGGAUGCGGGGCCAUCACCCGGAUCGCCUGCACUGCUGUGGCUCUCACUCUGCGCGCUGCUGCUCCUCGCUGCCAGUCUCUGCUACACCAGCCUGAGGCAAGACGUCCAGGUCCUGGAGGAGUUUCGGUCGCGGCUCGUUAUCGUCUCGCUGCAGAUCAGACACAUUGCGCAGAAAUGCUGGACCUGGUUCACCCGGCAGUAG
Molecule: messenger RNA, 411 nt
Organism: Mesitornis unicolor (brown roatelo)
Lineage: Eukaryota; Metazoa; Chordata; Aves; Mesitornithiformes; Mesitornithidae
Product: chromosome unknown open reading frame, human C14orf180
Exons: 4
Coding region: 1-411 (136 amino acids)
Source: RefSeq, a predicted model, not a curated record